Messenger RNA from Pocillopora meandrina, 7894 nucleotides. The record is from the annotation of a GenBank genome assembly. NCBI's taxonomy places the organism in Eukaryota, Metazoa, Cnidaria, Anthozoa, Scleractinia, Pocilloporidae.
AUGAACGGAAUGGCAUUGGGCUGUUUCAAAUGUGUGAUGCUUUCUAAAAGCUGUGCGGUGAGUCUCUUUGUGGUAGUCUUCGUGUCGGUUUCGUUCGAAGUUACUGGAUUUGUAGGUAAGUUGUGGUAACAUCGCAGUGGCAGUUUUAUAGUUUGACUGACGAUAACUGAGCAUAUUAGAGAAAGCCUUCGCGGUUGAAAACUUUCAACUCAGUCACGCUUCGUAACGAAACUUAUAUCGAUCUUUUCGGCAUUAUUUCGAUAAACUUCUGCUUUUGCACCAAUGAAACAAAUCUACUAUUGAAGUAGAUUGCCAAAUUUUACUUUCCGUCAGGUUUCAUCACCGAAAGGAGUUGAUUUGAUGUGGAGCCACAGCGACAUUGUAAAAGAUAACAUCGCGAGCAUAUUUAACGGAAAUACAUUUGUGUAAUAGUUGGGCAUGUAUGACCACAACAGACCCAUAGUGAUUGUUGAUAACUUCUGUUCAACAAACUGACACCGUGUAAUCACAGAGUAUGUAUAAAAAGUUGUGACAUAGGCACCAAAGGACUUUCAAAAAUUUUUAUCAACAUUUUUUAAAUUUUUAUUUUUUUAGAAGGGCUUCGCUAGAACUAACGUAAAUAUAUUUGAAAAAAAACGUAUAAAAACCCGCAAAAAUUCAGAGUUUCAUUUUUGCCGCUCUACGUUUAAAUAUUGCGAACGCCACUCUCAUGAUUUCCGCAUGUUACAUCGAGCAAUUCGUUUAUAUUCUAUCAGUACGCUAGCACGACUCUAUUGAAUGGUUAUAGAGAGUAAGUGACGACAUGAUAUGACGCCAGUAGCGUGAAACAAUACAAUCUGUAUACUAUAAUUUCAAAAUUCAUUGCUUGAAAUAAGCGGGCGUUAUUUAGGCAAGUCGACGAAUAGGUUUUCGGUCGAAUAUGCUUCUUCACUUGAACAUUUUUAUGCUUAAAUGAAACAGUUUUCCCUUUGACUUGCGAACGGUAUGAGAUGAGCUCACUGAAUGCAGGUGACAGACGACAUAAACUCAUGAAUGAUAAACAACGUCAUUCAUUGUAUAUAUUAUUUUAUCUCAUACGUACUGAGAUUUACGAUGUAGAGUACUUCUUUCGUUUCUCUGAAAAAAACUCGUUCGUUCGGUUUUUUCGAUGCAUCGCAAGUUAUGAAUAGAAAUCGUUCGAGCACAUUUUCCAUGGAAAAUUUACUAUUAAUGCAUGCCCUCUCGUCUCGGAUAUUUAAUAUUCGAUGGACCAACAAGUCAAUGAAUAGAUCGAACACCAAAUAUUUCAUGGAAAUUGUAAGGUUGAUGAAUUAACAGAACAAUUUAUGUUUUCUCGUGAAUCAGUCAAGGAGUAAAAGGUUCAUGAUAAAAUCAAUUGUUUAAAAAAAAAAAUUAUUUAGCAGCACUCUAAUUGUGUAUUUGUGCAAUGUUUGACUUUGUGGUGACAAUCUCGCUACCUGCUACACAAAUGCAUUUUUUAUUUCACUCUUGAAUUUCAAAUAUGUUUUGGAGUAUUUAUAGCUAAAAUUGAAAACUGUUUCGUGGUUUCGUUUCCGUAAAUUAUUUGCUACAAAUGACAUUUAGAUAAUUAGUGGUAGAUCUUUUGUGAGAUUAGGUGUUUAACGAGCUUCGAACCAAAUAUCUUUUAAAUCAAUUAACUGUUCAUUGUUUAACUAUCAGAAUGUAUGGCCGAUUAGUUACCAAUAUUUCAGCUGACUUAUUGCAUUAGUAAACAAUAUGGCCAAAAUAGUAUGACGUGACGUUCAAGCGCUGCGUCACGAUAAUUUCGGACAUUUUGUCACGCAACGUUGCAUGACAUCCAAACGCGGCGCCUUUUCCUCCUCAAUAGUUGUUUUGUUUUUUUCAUUUUUUCUAUGAGGUAAACGAAAAGCUACGUGUUUUUUCUUUUCUCCACUUUCGUAUAUCGGUAACAAUCUGCUUUGGAUACUUCUUGUGAGAAAUCCAAUAAUUGUAAAGUUGGUAACGGAUAGGCAACGUAUGUUUAUUUUUUUCGUUGAGAACUGUCAGCCAUAUCGAUUUCUACCUUUCAAGUAAAACAAUCAAUUAAUUAAUAAUCUAGCUUAUAUUUAUUUUAUUUUACGUACAGGCUUACCAGAGCCAAUUGCUCUUUAUCCACUCAACAAACAGCAUGGUACAAAGGACAUAAGCCGAGCGAACAACCCGUCAGGAAUUGCAAAGGGUGUUUACCUUUUCACAGGAUAUUACGGGCAACCCGAGGGAUCUUACCACUUCUCCGGGUCAUCGGCCAGUUUUUUGGAGUUCCCAAAUAACGGAGGCCUUGAUGCUAAGUAUUCUAUGACAUUGGUGGCCUGGAUGUACCCUGAAAUCUCUAAAGGACCUCUGUUUAAUUACAAAGUUCAAGACAGAGGAGUGUAUUUAUGGUUAGAGAGUCCUAACAGACUUGUUGCAAAGUUUGAAAUGCGUGAUUCUUCGCAACCUUACGCAAUCCAGAGCGACAAAAUUCGGCUGAAAGCGUGGAACUAUGUAGCAGCUUCGUAUGAUUACUCUGCUGGAACUGCCGGAUUGUGGAUCGACGGGAGACAAGUGUCUCGUUUGAGUAUGGGAAGUUUUAAGAUAUCCACACAAGAUGACGUGAGAGUGGGUGCAUUAAAGGGUGAUUCGAAUUUCUACAAGGGUGCCAUUGCCUGUUUACAGGUUUAUAACAAGUCACUCUCUGAGCAGGAGAUAAAUGAUGUUAGAGAUAGGUGUCCGCUCAAAGGUAAUGCGUUAAAAAUUGUAUUCCGCUUUUUCCAGUGUCUCUUCAGAUAGAGGUGAAAGACGGAAUAUAGAAAAAUGCGAUAAUUCCAAGUUAAUUCUUCUAAUAUUUUACGUCAUCUGUGACCUAUUACGGAACAAACACACGGCAACGCGGAAUUUUGUAUUUGUCUAACAGAAAAGAGGUAAAGUGGAAGCUAUUACAUUAUUACUUGAUAGGCUGAGUUAUAUAUCCAUUUUGAUUGGUUCUUGGGUAUGAUCAGGAGCCCAUUACUUGUGCUCCUGGUAUGAUCUAUUGUGGACAGACGAAUCAGGGUUCAAGAUAUUUCUAAAUAAGAAAAAACCUGACAAACUGUGCAGUGAGUAGUAAAACUUGGGGUAAAUAGUGCUUGCGAUGUUUCCUUUUUUCACAGUGCAGUUACAUCAUGUCGGUUGCUAUGCCCACAAGCCGUCAUCACCAGCAGUCCCCUCCUUGGAAGGAAAAGAUAUCUUACUAGACGGCGAGCCUAAAACAAGAGAGGACGCCGAACAGAAAUGCGCCCGUGUUGCUCUUAAAAAUGGCUACGGUUAUUUUGCAAUUCAAGAUGGUGGAAGCUGUCUUUCAAGCCUAACAGCGCAAGAAACGUACAGCAAGUACGGACUGUCAGCGGAAUGCCAGAAUGGGAAAGGCUCCGCUAUGGCCAGUGAUGUAUACGAGGUUGUGAUGUUUAGUAAGUACAUCGCCUAUUUUAUGCUGCCAGUCCUAGAUCCACUUCUUCAUCUUCGUUAUUUUUUUCCCUUCGUCACUUCACUACUCUUGCAAAUUCUUUUUACUCUGCACAGUUUGGUCAAUCUUUUUAUACGUUAUGUGAUCCUUUCAUUCUUCGUUUCACCAUUUUAGUCUUUCCCUCUAUUUUUCCAUACCUCUAUCCGGCUUUUUUUUUUUUUUCCCUUUUUCCAUUAUACCUUUAUCUUGCUGUCCCUUCAUCUUUUCAUCUUUCGUCUCUUAGUCUCUUCGUGCCUGGAUAUUUUGAACAGUUUCGUUUCAAGGUGCUUUUGUUACCCUUUUACGCUGGUCCCAUCUUCAUUUGUUACAAUAAUCCCCUGUUCACAGGCGAUCAAACCUGUUGGAACGGAUGGCAAGCCGUUGGCGACUCCUGCUUCAGACUUUAUGACGACAAAAGAACCUGGGACGAAGCCCAGGCCGUGUGCAAAACAGAAAAGGCAACUCUAGCCAAGUUGGAUACGGAGGAAGAGAGUUACUUCGUUUUUUUAAACCUGAUAAGGCCAACCAAUCCAAGCUCGAGCGUAUGGAUUGGGUUAUCACGUGAUACGGAGAAAAAAUUUCAUUGGUCGGAUGGAUCUUUGGUGGGCUACACUAAUUGGGGUCCAAACCUUCCAGACACCUCCCCUGGUAACAGAAAGAAUUGUACAAAAAUGAAUGAAUUUUCGGGAUUAUGGGAAAAUGAGGAGUUCUACUUAAAACAUCCCUUUGUUUGCGGUCGAGGUGAGAGAAAAUAGCCUUCAGCUUGAAAGUCAAGUACUAAUACUUUAAACCAUAUUUUGCUCUAAGUCGCUGGGUCGUCAUUGUAAGCGAAGCCACGCCUAUUUGUGCUCAUCAUUUAAUUAAAAAAUCUACACGCCUACGGUAUUAAACAUGAGCGGGACAAUGCAUAUUAGAGAACGUAAACUUAAAAAUAUAGUCACAACAAAGAAAAAUACUUACCUUAACGGUGCAUAGCUUUACGGGCAAAAAACAAAACCGACGACGCUUCUUCUUAAAAAGUGGACGUAGAUAUUGAUAUACAGGACUAAAUUUAAACACAAAACUCGACAAAUUACUCGACAUAAUUACGUCAUAUUACGGAACGAUCUAAACAUCAACCACAGCUGACACAAUAUAACUGAUGAAACGUACAAACGCUCACAGAUAAUUAACACGUAAACGCAAUUCCUAUAUGACAAUAAGUUAUGCAGCAACAGUGAUUGAGCCGUCACGUUCGUUGAAACAUAACUUGAAUCAGAUGGUGCGAGUACUAGAGGCAGGGGACAAUAUUACUUUGUGCAAGUGAAGUGGGGUGAGUUGUCAAAGAAUAGGCAACUCGUUGAAUUGAAUUUAGACUCCUCACACCCCUAUACUGAGGAUAAAUUUGUCCCUUAUCUUUCCAAAGGUAAGCGAUAACCUUAUGUUUAGGAUCCCUAUUCUUCCCAUCACGAAGAGAGAUUUCUGGACAACAAUUUUUGCCCGGUGACUUUACAUCGCAAAAAGAGGUUUGAUUAUCAUCUAUGCGUCUGGUGACGCCAUAAAAAAAUGUCCUUAAAGCGGCUUAAAAUUGGUUUCUUUGACAUUUUCAGUCACUCCUCCCACUCCACGUGAUAUUCACGUGAAACUAAUGGACAGCUGGUCGGCGCUGGUCUCGUGGUCAACUUCCGCGCAUCCUCAGCAGGAAGAUCUGGUGACGUCAUUCUACGUUGAGUUCAAAGUUACCAAUCACGAGCAAGUGUCACUUAAAGUUGUGCAGAAUCACAAUAGUACCAGUUUAACCGGUUUGCAGUCAAACGCUGAGUACCAGAUAAGAGUCCGAGCGGUGAAUGGAGCUGGCGGUGGAAUUUGGAGUCAUUAUCAGACUUUUUCAACAGGAAAAACCUGUAAGGUUUACUUACAAUAAAAGGAAAUGUUCAGAUGGUAGAUUGCUUGUCUAAAAACCCGUUAGUGUGACAGAACUCAUCAGAAACAAGGAUUGAUUAAAGAGUUAAAGAUCAUGGGGAGGAUAUGAAAAUUUUUAUAGAAUUUAAACUCGUUGUUUCAAGAAUAAGAAAAGUGACGAGGUUCUUUAAUCUUGUCGGGCGACAAUUUAGUCCACUUUCUAUAAUCCAUUAACAAAAUUCUCCACUUUACAUCGACACUAUCUAAAAUUUGAGGUCCCUUAAUUAUUCGUAAUUAUUCCUGUCAUUUGUAAUUAUUCCCAUAUUCGUAAUUAUUCUGUCUUGUUUCAGAUCCUCCUCGAAUUGUCCCUAUGGUACCUAUAAGAGCCAAAGUCCCAGGGGAACCUCUUGCUCUGAAUUGUGCUGCCCAAGGUGGUCCUGAGCCCACAAUAACCUGGUACAAAAACCGCAAUGUUGUUUAUCAAGGACAGACAUUGGUCGUUGCAAAUAUGACGUCAGUGGGACAAGAAGUGUAUACGUGCAGAGCUAGUAAUGGCAUUGAGCCAGAUGACGUCGAGUCAGUUACAGUAAUAUCAUUAGGUGGGUAAAAUUUUUUUGGCUUUUUUUCUUCGUAUUUGAACUGAAAUCUAUCGUAGAGUUAUCGCUGUCUCUAUUAUUAGAGUAUGUGCUCACUCCACGACCAUAAGUUAUUAGUUAAUUCGAAAUUCUUCCGUAGUCCCUCCGGUCCUGAGUCAGAUGUGGGGAGCGGGAAAUGAAGGACAGAUUUCCAUUGAAAAAGGAAAUCAUUUGUCGUUGCACUGUGAAACAGCUAAUACGACAUUUGCUGACAUUACGUGGUACAAGGACGGGGAGCCUCUAUAUGGUCAUCGGUCCAAAUCAGAAAACAUCUUUAAUAUACCAGAAGUCAGCGGUGAUAAUUUCGGAGUGUACGAAUGUGAAGCCAGAAAUAACCUGGGAACUACUUCUAUGAAAAUGAGGGUCUCGAAUGGUGAGCACAAUAGGUUUUUUUUUUUCUUUCCGUGCUUUGACAAGUCAGACAAUGAUGUGAUCUAAAUUGAAUACUGAGAGAUCAGUAGACAAAGCGCGAGUUUUGCCACAAACCUUGACGCCUUACGAGAGUAUUUCACCAAACAAAGAACGUUGCAGUCAUGAAAUUAAGGAAGAUUAUUGCGGUGGCACGUUUGUCGUACUUUGAUCAAGAUUUUGAACCCGUUCACCUUGUGAUCCUCGUAAUUAAAAAAGGGCAUAUUUAUGAACAUUUACUGCUUACCGUGGUCCAAGAUUACAAAAAAUCAAAGAACUCUUGAAAAAAAUUGUUUUCAAAUGCGCUGUAUAAAACGAAAAAUUCUCAUUUAAUUCUUAUGUAUGAGUUGACCUCAAGUUUUGUUUUUCUACUUCACUUAGCUGGCCGCUUAAACCAGAUGAAAGUUGCGGUUGGCUGCCUAGCUGGAUUUUCUGUUGUUCUUGUCAUCAUCAUUGGAGUAUUAGGGUGGCUGCUGUACAAGGCCAGGAAAACCAUUGAAGCUUCACGAGAGGAAGAUGAGCAGGACGAGGAGCCGCCAAUCAAACCACCCGGUCCUAGGCCCUCUGACAGUGACUUUAUGAUCCCUGAAGUGCGAUCCGCUGGCUCGCCGGAUAUGGCUGGCUCACUUGGCUGUAAUUCAUCUUACACUCCUCUCAAACUGGGUUCAUCUAAUGGGGGUACAAGUCAGACGUACAGAGCAUAGUGAAAAUUAUACAUUAAAAUUACUUUUAAUGACUCCAAUACCAGACUCCUUCGCAACUGUUAUUGUGAUUGUCACACAAUACUCAGAUAACGUUGCGUGACUAGUCAUGAGCAGCGAUGAACAGAUGUUGACUAGACGAUCAUGUCUUACUGACAGAGUGACUCAAGUCAACAACAAAUAACAGCACUGAACUUUUAUAAAAAAAAAAAGAAAAUAUCUUAGAAUGGCUUGUUAAAACGCUUCGUGGGAAAGAAACGCCCUAGAGAAUGUAAUCACUUGUAAAUUCGUGUUAGAACAAUACCUCCCACCUAAGCCAGAUUUAAAAUUGCCUGGAGACUAUGCAAUGUCCCUCAUUUACACAAUAAAGGAAGCCCUCAAUACAUGACCUAGACCCCUUAAAUAGAUUUUAACUUCAACUGGUGCUUGAUGCCGAAAGUGCCGCCACUGAUAUUGCACAAAGUUGAACGGAAGAUCCAAAAAUGAGAAAGAUCAUAAUGACAAGGAUAAUUAAACUCCGAGGUGGGGAGGUUUAGCAUCAUACAAGAAAGAGAGCCUGUGGGGCAGCCUUUGAUUCGUCCGAGGACUCCAGAAGUCCUAUAUUACAGAGAGCUGAUGCUGAACGUAAAUGUUUGACUCUAGUGGAAUAGCCCGCUCUUUUCCAUCAGAUUGAAGGCUGGGAAAACCGAAAAAAUGAGUAAAAAUAAGAGUCUCCGCUCCUAUUUGUUCCCACUUUUGCACCGGUAAAUUCAUAAAGUGUGACAUCGCCUGUCACCUCUAGUUACGGC